Rasamsonia emersonii CBS 393.64 is the source of this 1311-nucleotide messenger RNA. Its product is annotated as alpha-amylase. Lineage: Eukaryota; Fungi; Ascomycota; Eurotiomycetes; Eurotiales; Trichocomaceae. Gene Ontology annotation, molecular function: alpha-amylase activity; calcium ion binding. The transcript has 2 exons. The record is from RefSeq and is a predicted model, not a curated record. Gene Ontology annotation, biological process: carbohydrate metabolic process. The annotation marks the transcript as partial.
AUGAAGGAGCUGCGGCCGUCAAUACUGUCGUUCUCCCUGCUGGGACUGGUGCACUCCGCAUGGGGAGCAGGCGUCGAGGCUUGGAAAUCUCGGAGCGUCUAUCAGCUUAUGACUGACAGAUUUGCCCUUACCGACUUGUCCACGAAGGCGCCAUGCGAUACCGCCGCAGGACUCUAUUGCGGGGGUACCUGGAGGGGGAUCAUCAACAAUCUGGACUACAUCCAGGGCAUGGGUUUCGACGCCAUCUAUGUCUCCCCCAUCAUCAAGAACCUGGAAGGACGCGUAUCCUAUGGCGAGGCCUACCACGGCUAUUGGGCUCAAGAUCUCUACGCGUUAAAUGAGCAUUUCGGCACGGAACAGGACUUCCAGGAUUUGAUCACGGCUCUGCACAAUCGGAGCAUGUAUCUCAUGGUGGAUACCACCAUCAACAACAUGGCGUGGAUGACCAAUGGAAGCGACCCAGCUACAUCGGUCAACUACGGGGCUCUGACGCCUUUCAACCAGGCGAGCUACUACCAUCCUUACUGUCCCAUCACCAACUACGAAGACUACCCGCUGGCCCAAAGAUGCUGGACCGGUGAUGACAUCGUUGCGCUGCCCGACCUGGCUCAGGAGAAAAUCGAGGUAGCCUCGAUGCUGAAUGCCUGGAUCAAAUCCACGCUGGCUAAUUAUUCGAUCGAUGGUUUACGUAUCGACGCCGCCAAGCAUGUAUAUCCGAAUUAUCUGCCGCAAUUCUUCCAAGCUACCGGUUCGAUGUUCAUGACGGGGGAGGUCUUCGAGCAGAGCGCAGACAUCAUCUGCAAUUAUCAGAAGAACUACCUGCCUAGUGUGCCCAAUUAUCCGAUCUACUACGCCGUGAUCAGUGCCUUCACCCAGGGGAACGUCAGCGCUUUGUCGGACGAAAUUCAGCUCAUGUCGGACUUAUGUCCGGAUGUUACCGCACUGACCACCUUCACCGAAAACCAUGAUAUCUCGCGUUUCGCGUCAUAUACCGAUGAUCUCGCGCUGGCCAAGAAUGUCCUGGCAUUCACCAUCCUUUUCGACGGCGUGCCGAUGGUCUAUCAGGGCCAAGAGCAGCACUUUAAAGGCAAUGGGACCCCUUAUAACCGUGAAGCCCUAUGGACCUCCGGCUAUAACACCAACGCCCCUCUGUAUCAGCUCGUCGCCACGUUGAACAAGGUCCGCAAGCAAGCUGGCCGUGUCGACCCGCAGUACUAUGAUGUCGUAUCUUAUCCGAUCUACACCGGUUCCAGUGAGAUUGCAAUCCGCAAGGGUAACGAGGGACGGCAGACUAUCCUGGUUCUCUCGUCG